GAACCCCCAGGAGAACUGAAAGAAUUCAGAGAAGCCCCAGGAGAACUGAAAGGAUUCAGAGAACCCCCAGGAGAACUGAAAGGAUUCAGAGAACCCCCAGGAGAACUGAAAGAAUUCAGAGAAGAACCCCCAGGAGAACUGAAAGAAUUCAGAGAACCCCCAGGAGAACUGAAAGGAUUCAGAGAACCCCCAGGAGAACUGAAAGGAUUCAGAGAACCACCCCAGGAAGAACCCCCAGGAGAACUGAAAGGAUUCAGAGAAGCCUCAGGAGAACUGAAAGGAUUCAGA
This is a messenger RNA of Macrobrachium nipponense, 288 nucleotides long. RefSeq lists its product as uncharacterized. NCBI's taxonomy places the organism in Eukaryota, Metazoa, Arthropoda, Malacostraca, Decapoda, Palaemonidae. The transcript has 3 exons. The annotation marks the transcript as partial. The record is from RefSeq and is a predicted model, not a curated record.